AUGGUAGCCUCUAGCAGCAUAGCUUCUCUGUUAUUGCCUGGAGGUAGAACUGCACAUUCAAAAUUCAAAAUUCCAGUUCCAGUUUUUGAAGACUCAACAUGCAAUAUCCAUCAAGGAACUCAAUUAGCUGAACUAUUAAAUCAGACGAGUCUGAUCAUUUGGGAUGAAGCACCCAUGGCUCACAAAUUCUGUUUUGAGGCACUUGAUCACAGUCUUAGAGAUAUCAUCAAACACAACUCAAAGGACAGUAAAAUCUUUGGAGGCAAAGUCAUGGUCUUUGGUGGAGAUUUCCGACAGAUCCUGCCAGUCAUUCCAAGAGGCAGCCGCUCUGAUAUUGUUAAUGCAACAAUUAAUUCCUCUUAUCUAUGGGAUCAUUGUCAGAUCAUGAGACUGACAAAAAACAUGCGCUUACAAAACAACAUGCAAGCAACAGAUCAAGAAGAAACUGCGGCUUUUGCGCAAUGGAUUACAGAUAUUGGUGAUGGUAUUAUUGGAGAUGAAAAUGAUGGCUAUGAUACUAUUGAAAUUCCACAUGAACUAUUAAUCACAGAAUAUAACGAUCCUAUUCAUAGUAUAAUUAGCUCUACAUUCCCAGAUCUAUCUCAUCAUCACAAUAAUCAUGAAUACUUCCAAACCAGAGCAAUAUUAGCUUCUACAAAUGAAAUAGUACAACAAGUUAAUGAUUAUAUGCUUACAAUGAUAUCAGGUGAACAAAUGGAAUAUCUAAGCUCUGAUUCAGUUGACAAAUCCGAAACCAUUGAAAGUUGUCAUUUCCGCUCACUCACAACUAAAUUUCUUAAUUCAUUGACAACAUCUGGCUUACCCAAUCAUUGUCUCAAACUCAAGAUUGGAACACCUAUAAUGUUAUUAAGGAACUUAGACCAAACUCAAGGGUUGUGUAACGGUACUAGGUUAAUUAUCACAAGAUUAGCAAAACAUGUUAUUGCAGCUGACAUAAUUUCUGGGACAAAUAUCGGAGAUCAUGUUUAUAUCCCACGAAUGUCUAUGUCACCUUCACAGUCACCAUGA
Molecule: messenger RNA, 1029 nt
Organism: Glycine soja
Lineage: Eukaryota; Viridiplantae; Streptophyta; Magnoliopsida; Fabales; Fabaceae
Exons: 2
Coding region: 1-1029 (342 amino acids)
Biological process (GO): DNA repair; telomere maintenance
Molecular function (GO): DNA helicase activity
Source: RefSeq, a predicted model, not a curated record